AUGGGAGUCGGAGCAGUUCCUAACUCGUCAAAUCGCGUUCAAGAAAAGGGGAUUUCAGGGAGCUUAAAAAAUUCCGAGGGGAAGCGCAAAGUCUCCGAGGUGGACAAAAAAUGGAUGGGCUUUUCCUCCAGUUUCGGGGAGCGGGAAGCGGAGGAUGAAUUUGAACAACCUACCAUGUCCUUUGAGUCGUACCUCAGCUACGACCAGCCCCAGAAAAAGAAGAAGAAAGUGGUCAAAGCCUCUGGGUCAGCUGGGGAGAAAGACCAACGGCACAGCAACCAGAACGGCUCCAAGGCCAGUACCAACAGCUCAAGCUCCAGUCGCAAAAGUCCAAGCCACAAGCGCCCCAGUGAGAAAAAGGCAGAGAAGGAACUAUCGGAGCCCCCUAAACCAAAGAGGGUACUUUUGGAUGUGGUACCAACGUUACCAGACAUCCCACUGCCGCCGAUCCAAGCCAACUACCUCCCUCUUCCUUCGAUCGAGUCCAGUACGUGCUCCCAGAGGAAAAGGAAAGCACUGUCCUCGCCACUUGAAGAGAGCGAAGGAGGUUUUACAGGCCGCCGCUUGAAUUCAAAGAUGCAAGUCUAUUCAGGCUCCAAAACUGCCUACCUCCCAAAGAUGAUGUCUCUCUAUGAGCAAUGUAUCAGAGUCCUCAGAAACAACAUUGACUCGAUAUAUGAAGUGGGUGGUGUCCCUUUCUCGGCGCUGGAGCCAGUGUUGGAGAGAUGCACCCCAGAGCAGCUGUAUCGCAUUGAGGAACGAAAUCCUGUCCUCAUUGAGGAUACAGAUCAACUGUGGCACAAUCACUGCCUCCGAGACUUCAAGAACGAGAAGCCGGAAGCGUUUGAGUCCUGGCGGGAGAUGUACCUUCGCCUUCACAACGCACGAGAGCAGCGGCUGCUCACGUUGGUACACAACAUCAGCUCAGCUCAGGCCAACAAACCCAAAGGUCGAGUGGCUCAAAUGGCGUUUGUGGACGGUGCCCCAAAGCCCCCUCGGGACGUACAAAGGAGACAAGAGAAGUUUGGGACUGGAGGACCUCUUCUGCCAGAGAAGACCAAAAUAAAACCAGUCCUGUACCCGGCUAGCAAAAGCCACACUCGUGUGAGUGAGGAGCAGUCCUAUGACGGGCCCAGCACCAGCAGUGCCCAUUCUGUCCCGUCUUCUGCUAGCACCUUCUCCUCCUACAACCCCAGGAAACCACCAGUGAAGAAAGCUGCGCCCUUGAUGGCAAAGACUAUCAAAGCUUUCAAAAACAGGUUCUCUCGGAGAUAAGUUUGCAGUGCAGACCUGGGAC
Molecule: messenger RNA, 1297 nt
Organism: Gavia stellata (red-throated loon)
Lineage: Eukaryota; Metazoa; Chordata; Aves; Gaviiformes; Gaviidae
Product: elongin-A-like
Exons: 8
Coding region: 1-1275 (424 amino acids)
Biological process (GO): transcription elongation by RNA polymerase II
Cellular component (GO): elongin complex; nucleus
Source: RefSeq, a predicted model, not a curated record